AUGCCCUCCGCCCAAAACUCGCGCUCUCCCACUCCCACCCCAGCCCCCAGAACCCGCUCCGCUACACGUGCGACGGCCGCGGCCGGGGAAUCCGCGGCCGGCGCAGUGACCCCCCGAAUGCAGACCCAGACGGUCGCUCAGCCACCCCCGUCCCAACGGCUGAGAGCUAUCCAGGCCGCGCUUGAAAAGACAAAGGAAACCACUGCUAGCCAGAUUGACAGCGGCAGUAACCAAGGAGAGCCGGAAAGCGGCGGCAUAGUGCCCGAGCAACCCGACGCGGCUGCCGCCACCGCCGCGCAGGGGGCUGAAAUCGGCACCCCGCCCGGACUCCCCAUCCCGACCAGUCUAUUCCCCAGCCCCGCUGCCCCAGAGGGAGUCGAGUACGAUGAAAUCGCCAGCGAAGCGCGCACCCCGCCGGCGCUGCCUUUCUGGGAGACAGCAGACCGCACCCCGAUGUCCCCGGCGCUGUCCAACUUCUCCAUCCACGGAGCGGGAAGCGUGUCCUCGAGCUGCCUCGCCGACGACGUAGGCGACCACCUCUGCAGCGGCGGCAGACUAGAGGACCUUGUCACCGACCGCGUAGACCGCUACGGUCGCCCUCUCCCCGGGUACGACGAGCUCCAGCAGGAACAGGAGCGCAAGCGCAAGCGACUCCGCACAGACGGAGCCGAGGCAUCGCCGCCCAACAUCGUCCUGCGUUUCCGCAAGUACAAAGACGUACCGACGCCGAGGACUAAGGCCGAAAAAGUCGCGAACUGGGUCCCCUUUGGACACACCCCUCCGAGCACCUCCCCCGCACCGAAGUUCGUCUCCGCUGAAGUCAUACAUGCCGAAUGGCUGCGCAAACAAGCAGAGGAGAGCGCGCAGGCUCCGCAACCGCAGGACGCGCAGGCUGGAGAACCCGUGGCGUUCCCGACAAGCUCUCAGCUCCCACGCGGGCCCCCCUCCCCGCACCUCCGUGACGAGGACUACGCACCGCUGCGCCACCCCGUAUCGGGCAACCUAGCCUAUGAGGACAUCCCACCGCGCGGCGCCGGCGACAUGGAAGUAGACCCAGAGGACCUCCCCGCCGAUCCUGUCGCCCACCCCCCCGUCGCCGCGGCACCGCGAGCAGCCCCAGCGCGGCCACCCACCGCCGGUGAACCUCGAAAUGAACACACUGCGGGUGGUGGCGCAACAGCGGCGCUCGUCCCCGCCGCUCCACUUGUCCCCUCGGCUCUGAGAACCCGCGCCCAGACAGCGGCGGGCCCAGCCCACGCGAGCGCCCCCCCGGACAGCCCCUGGGGACAGGACCUACGCCCCUCCGCGUGGCACGACAGAGGAGAGCUCCCGCAAGUACCGUCUCUGCGGAUGGUGACGCCGUCCCCCGCGCUAGCACAACCGCCGGCCUUCGUCUUCACCCCCAAACCCAGAGGAGGCUUCCCGCGCAUUUACUUCGCAAACCCCGAGUCGCUGGUCGAAGGCCUGGACCCCCUGAGGGUCGACGACCUAUGGGAGGAAGGAAAGCGCAUCAUCCUUAUCGGACUCUUCAACAUCGGGUACCCGAAGGCGGGCAUGAACGCCCCGCUCACGAGGCUCCUGACCGAAGCACUGCGGCAGAUCACGAAGGAGACCGACUUUGCGGUAAUCGCGCCCGAGCCUCCGUGGGGCCUCAAGCCCCCGCCAUCCAAGCUCCCGAGAGUCUGGGCGAUUGAAGGCCUGUCCGACGGCUCGGCGACCAAAGUCGUUGAGGGCUUCGUCUGGUCUAGUAAGCAGCUCUCUUUCUCUGCCCACAAGCGCGAGCUGCGGCUGCCCGAGUUGCUCAUCACCCUGGGACCAUACUACCAAAACUACGACAACGACAUCGAGUCGUCGAUCCAGGCGACUUUCAAGAGCGACCUCAUCCUGCCGAGGAUAGAGGACUACGUGGCCGAGAACGAGGACUACAAGCACCUCAGCACCGACGACAUCGCGGCGGUGGCCCUGACUGUCGCCAACUCUGUCCGUGUUAACCUCGAGGAAUACACCCCCGGCGGGUUCAUCGCCUCGGUCUUCUGCGCCUCCCCAUGCAAGGAGAGCGAGGAGUGGCUAGACUGGCGCGAGUACGUCAAGACCGUCCCAUUCCGCACCAAGUACAACCCCACCCGGACUGCGCGGCCGACGGACACCUGCGGGUACUGCCGCGGCGCCGACCACGUCACCCACACCUGCCCUUUCCCCAAGGUGCCCGGAUGGAACGGGCCACCCGUUGGCUCGCAGAUGUACGGUACGCCUGCGACGCCCACCCCAGGCGCGCCCACGGCCCAUCCCGCGAACAUGGGGCCCUCGCAGACGAACACUGCCCCAGUCUUCGACGGACCCGCGCGCUUCCACGGACAGACGCCCCAGCACAACCCCUACCAGAACGAGCAGCCCGGACGCUUCCCAGACCAAGGCUGGGGGGAGUACGAGGCCCAGCGCAACUCGCGCGGACGCGGUGGUAGGGGCGCGAUGAUGGGCCCCCCGCGCGGCGGAUACAACACGCGCGGCGGGGGAAGGGGUCGCGGCAAUGGCUACGGCCGCCCCCAGCACGACGACGGCUCAUACCAGUAG
Messenger RNA from Trametes versicolor FP-101664 SS1, 2571 nucleotides. RefSeq lists its product as uncharacterized. Bases 1 to 2571 code for a protein of 856 amino acids. The record is from RefSeq and is a predicted model, not a curated record. The transcript has 3 exons. Lineage: Eukaryota; Fungi; Basidiomycota; Agaricomycetes; Polyporales; Polyporaceae.